AUGCACGGUUCCAUCUACAAGUCCGUUCCCCAAUGCGCCCGAGAGGUUCUCCGCACUGAGGGCGUGGGCGCAUUCUACGUCUCAUACCCCACUACACUGUGUAUGACGGUGCCAUUCACCGCACUCCAAUUCAUGGCCUACGAAUCGAUGUCCAAGGUCAUGAACCCGACCGGCCGCUACGACCCCUAUACGCACUGCUUCGCCGGAGGUAUCGCCGGAGGAUUUGCAGCGGGGCUCACAACUCCCCUCGAUGUCAUCAAGACGCUAUUACAAACACGCGGCAAUGCUCGAGACGCAGAAUUGAAGAAUGUCUCCGGCCUAAUCCAGGCAGCCAAAAUUAUCCAUCAAAGGGAAGGAUACAGGGGAUACUUCCGUGGUCUGAAACCCCGAAUCAUCACCACCAUGCCAAGCACGGCAAUUUGCUGGUCCGCAUACGAGAUGGCCAAGGCUUUCUUCAUCCGGAGGAGCACCAACUCAUCAACGGCCAUAUAA
Molecule: messenger RNA, 492 nt
Organism: Alternaria hordeiaustralica
Lineage: Eukaryota; Fungi; Ascomycota; Dothideomycetes; Pleosporales; Pleosporaceae
Exons: 2
Coding region: 1-492 (163 amino acids)
Biological process (GO): iron import into the mitochondrion
Cellular component (GO): mitochondrial membrane
Molecular function (GO): ferrous iron transmembrane transporter activity
Source: RefSeq, a predicted model, not a curated record